This is a messenger RNA of Fusarium oxysporum Fo47, 2499 nucleotides long. RefSeq names its product RNA-binding protein VTS1. The transcript is spliced from 4 exons. The record is from RefSeq and is a predicted model, not a curated record. NCBI's taxonomy places the organism in Eukaryota, Fungi, Ascomycota, Sordariomycetes, Hypocreales, Nectriaceae. Gene Ontology annotation, biological process: nuclear-transcribed mRNA poly(A) tail shortening; regulation of mRNA stability. Gene Ontology annotation, cellular component: P-body. Gene Ontology annotation, molecular function: translation repressor activity; mRNA binding; protein binding. The coding region runs from base 376 to 2235 and encodes 619 amino acids.
CACGAAGGCAUUCUCUUCUGCUUCCGAUCAUCCCUCUGUCCUUGACGAGCCAACCUCUAGAGGACGCUGGUCCUUUACUUCAUACGUCGGCGGGAUUUAAUCAGGAUUUCUGUGGCCUGCCUGGAAGCAGACUUCGUCCCUUCUUUGACUACCUGUACCUACUUAGGUGUCGUUUAUACUGCACUGUUCGUCGUUUGGCAGAUAAUGUUCUAAAUUUCCUGCCUUGCUUCAAGUCUUAAGCUCCUUUGAGGUCAGCCGGUCACUGCAGGAGUCGAGAGACGAUUCUUGUAACAUCUUUGCUUGCCAACGUCACAUUCUGCGCUCGUCGCUAUUUACCACUACCAAUAACCCGUUCGAAACCACCGACCCUCGAUAAUGCUCAACAUGUCUGGAAACCACGUCAUCGGAAACAGAAACAGCACGCCCGAGGCCAACAGCACCUCGACCUUGCGGCCACCGUCUUCUCGAGCCGUUGGUUCUGGUCACUCACUUCGCGCCUCGGCCGACAUGGCGUCCCUAACUGGCCCUUCCCCCUCCAGCCGCAUUCGACCUUCCUCCGAUUUCUAUGGGCAGGCUCAGCAGAACCUUGGCCCCAACAACGCCGAAUCGGACUCUCAGGACAAGAUUGCCCAGCAGUGGAUUGCCGACAUUGAUCAGUACGAAACGACGCUGGAAGAGAUGGCUGCUGCUACUCUGGACCAGGACUUCAAGGACGAGCUCAGUGCCAUCGAGCAAUGGUUCCGUGUCUUGAGCGAGGCUGAACGCACCGCCGCUUUGUAUGCCCUCUUGCAGCAGACAACUCAGGUUCAGAUUCGCUUUUUCAUCCAGGUGCUCCAGCAAAUGGGAAAGAAUCAUCCCAUGUCAGGGGUUUUAUCCCCUGCCAGCUUCGACAAAGACCCUAUGUCGAACCGUCUCAGUGAUGCAAUGAACAAGCUCAAUGUCGACUCUGCCCGUAAUUCCAUGGCCCGUAACUCGGUUAUCGCCCCAUCCAAUAAGCGACAUUCAGGACUCGACCCCUCUACCAUCAGCGCCAUGUUCCCCGAUGCUGCGGCAGCCAUUGCCACAGAGAAGGCCAAGUUCACUCAGCAGACUGGAAACCCGCCCUCCUCGAACCGCAACAGUGCCGCUUUGGAUCAUCGUUCGUCCAUGGUUGCUCCGUCUAUCAGUGCGCCCCAGGAUAGCCGUGAUGCUGGACCUGCUAGUUCUUCGCCUUGGAAUAGUGGCGGGAACGCAGACUCUGGUAAGGCACCCUCUGUUCAGGCCCCUAUGGGCCAGUUUGUGCAGCCGACACCGUCUGGUGGACUUCGCUCUCCGCGUCCGCAAUUGUCAAGCAACAAUACGAUCCAACAAACGACUCUGACUGCCCCGGAUAAGAAUCCUGGGGACUUGCCUUUGCUUUCACCGUACAAUGCUGGCAGCGGCAACUGGGCGUCAAUGGUCAACACUCCUAUGACCGGCACCUUCAACACAGCCAACACCGGAGGUAACCAGGCCGAUAUGGUUGCCAACGCCACUGCCAUGAAACUCGCAGCUUUGUCGACAGUCAACAACCGAUUCGCGUUGGACGACGUGCGCAAGUACCGCCGAACUAGGUCCAAUGACGGCACGCCAGGACAGAAUCCUGUCUCCGCUGGUCCACAGCCUGGAAUCAACCUCCCAAACACGAAUGUUGUCAUGAUCAAUGAGCAUGGUCAAGUCCUCAGUAGAGAACAGCUCAUGGCUCUUCAGGCGCAGCAAAACCUUGGUUUGGGUGGCCAGCGCUCUCGUCCCAGCUCUCCUGGAAUUGCCAUGCAACCUGGAGUGCCUCAUAUGGCACCAUUCACUUCACCGCAGAACAAUGGAUUCCUUAGUGCGUACGAUGUGUCCUCGCCAUUGAUUACUGGCGGUAUGCAACCGGUCAACUUGGGAGGCCUUGGGAUGCCUGGUCACGAGGGCUACUUAUCUGAUCAUUCGGACAUGGUUCGUGGACGAUCUCCUCGUGGGAGACGAGGCAGCUCCAAGCCUCCCGAGGACCCUACCGACCCAACCCUUCUGCAGGAUAUCCCCAGCUGGCUCCGCAGUCUUCGCCUUCACAAGUACACCGAUAAUCUCAAGGAUAUGAAGUGGACAGACCUUAUCGAGUUGGACGACAAAGCCCUGGAAGAGCGUGGUGUCAACGCGCUCGGUGCACGCCGAAAGAUGCUCAAGGUUUUUGAACAGGUUAAGGAAGCCAAGGCCGAUGGAAAACUGGGCUAGAAUCACCACAACCGGGCAUGCCCAUAUAUAGACCUGCGAAAAUGGACGUUAAGUGGUUCAACUUUGCACACAUCAUGUUGGACAUGGGUUACAGCCCUGUUACAAUUCUGUUACAGACUCGAUUUAGUAUUUUACACCAAGAUGGAAGGUUGCUGAGGAUCAAAAUUAAUAGUUCGAGUGCGCAAACUCAUGAGUUUCCACGAGAUCAUGUUGUUGAUAGUAACGUCUUGCCUUAUUUUGCAUAUCCAAGGUUUAUUCACCUCA